UUUAAGCCUUAAUGUAAGGAAGCUAAAGCCCCCCGAAUCCCCAAACUAAAAGCUGAAACAAACCAUUCUCUCCUAGUUACGUUGGAAGAGAUGUAUCUACGACAAAUCGCAGCAAAUGUUCUAAAGAGGGUCCGAAAUUCAACUCAAAGCAUCAAUCAUAGAAAAUCGAUUAAUUCAUUUUCCAAUUUGCUCUCCAGUAAAACAAGUUUUUCCUAUAAAUAUGGUUAUGGGAAGUCUAGUUCGAGGGUGAAUCAUAAAGAUCAUUAUCUGUGGAGUAUUAUAGUUGGACCAGCUGCGAUCAUUCUUGGGGAGAAUGACAACGCUGUCUUCGCUAGUGCAUCAAAUGACAGUGGUACUGAAACGGAAUCAGAAGGUACUAACACAAAUGGAUUACGCAAAAUUGAGGAUGGUUCUGUAAUUUCAAAUGAGCAUACUUCUAAAUGGAGAAUAUUUACUGAUAACGGGAGGGAAUACUUUGUGCAGGGAAAAUUGGAACAAGCUGAAAAGUUCUUCUUUUCUGCCCUAGAAGAAGCUAAAAAGGGUUUUGGUGAUAGGGAUCCUCAUGUUGCUUCUGCCUGCAACAAUUUGGCAGAGUUGUAUAGAGUCAAGAAGGCAUUUGGUGAAGCAGAACCUUUGUAUUUGGAGGCCAUCAACAUACUGGAGGAAUCGUUUGGUCCAGAGGAUAUACGUGUGGGGGCUGCAUAUCACAACCUUGGACAGUUUUAUCUUGUGCAGCGGAAACUAGAAGAAGCUCGUAAAUGCUACGAGGUUCCACACGCCUUUGCAAUAUGGAAUUUUCAGAUGCUUAAACGCCAGCAACAAUUACAUCAUGCUUUAAAGAUAAAGGGGCGUGUUCUGGGACUUGGCCACGCAGAUUAUGCAGAUACGAUGUAUCAUCUUGGAACAGUUCUAUACCUGCAAGGAAAAGAACAGGAUGCUGAAGUCCUUAUCCAGGAGUCUAUUCGAAUAUUAGAGGAAGCUGGCCAAGGGGAGUCAGGUAUAUGCACGAUGAGGUUGCGCAAUCUUGCUCAGAUGUAUCUAAAAUCCAAUAAUCUUGAAGAAGCCGAGAAAUUACAGAGAAAGAUCCUGCAUAUUAUGGAAGUAUCAAAGGGAUGGAAUUCAAUGGACACUGUAAUUGCAGCUGAAAGAUUAGCCUUAACUCUACAAUCAGCUGGGAGCUUAAAGGAAGCACAAGAGCUUCUUCAAAGGUGUCUUGAGACUCGGAAAACCUUACUUCCCGAUGAUCACAUUCAGAUUGGUGCUAACAUGCUUCACAUUGCGAGGGUGGCAAUGCUGAAUGCAAAUCGACUAAGAAGGAUUCAUGUUUCUGAAGCAAUUUCUGAGCUUGACAAGGCAAAAGAGCUUUUGUGCAAUUCAACAAGGAUAGCACAGCAAGUUUUAAAAAAAUUGAGAAACCAAUCAUGGAGCAGGCAGAAGGCUGAGGUAUCUGAAGAAACUAGGAGGCAUGGACGUGCAGCAUUGGUCAUAUUGAUGCAAUCACUUGAGACUGUUGGGCUUGUGGAGCUUGCAAAACAAGAGCUACAGGAGUCAAUGCAAGAGCAUCCAUCUACUGUUGAGACUGCUAGUGCACUUUUUCAAUGCAUUUCUGCUUACAAAGAGUUUGAAUCUGAGAGGUCAAUUUCUGAUUCACCUGAAGUAAAGGUGGAGUAUCUUUCAUGUUUGAAGCAUCUCUUGAGCUUGAUUAGUGAUAAAGCUAUCAGAGAGACGCAACUCUCUGGAAAAGUUACCUCGCAAGAGCUCAAUGAUGAAAUAAAGCGCAUUGAAGGUGAAAUAUCAAAUUAUAGAAAACGUAAAACUCUAAGGUAGCAAUCCUUGAUUGCGCUGUACACUAUCAAGAAAAUAUUCAUCUACUUUUAGUAGAAGGGAAAUAAGUAUACAGGCUCCGUUUGGGAUUGAGUUUGAACCUUGUCAAAUUACAUUUUGCUUUUCUGUUACUCAUUAUAUAUUUUUUGUUUUUUUUGUAUUUUCCUGAACUGAAUUAGGAAAACUUUGACUUAAAUCUAGCUUUUACCAAACCGUAGUUCAUAAAGUUUUAAAUAUUACGAAUGCAGCUUACCAAACGUAAUUUAAA
Messenger RNA from Jatropha curcas, 2092 nucleotides. Lineage: Eukaryota; Viridiplantae; Streptophyta; Magnoliopsida; Malpighiales; Euphorbiaceae. The record is from RefSeq and is a predicted model, not a curated record.